Messenger RNA from Diachasmimorpha longicaudata, 5018 nucleotides. It is a transcript of the gene IntS3, whose product is annotated as Integrator 3. The transcript is spliced from 7 exons. The record is from RefSeq and is a predicted model, not a curated record. Gene Ontology annotation, cellular component: cytoplasm. Bases 676 to 3909 code for a protein of 1077 amino acids. NCBI's taxonomy places the organism in Eukaryota, Metazoa, Arthropoda, Insecta, Hymenoptera, Braconidae.
GCUUGCACGGUGGGGUUGCUCGGUGGUACAAGAGCACGAGGGUACAAGGAGCAUAAACAGAGACGAGUGAGAUAGAGUGGAAUAACGUGGAGGAGGCUAUAGUCGUAUAGACCAUAGCAUCACAGAACAGUUUCACCGAGUGAGAGUAUAUAUAUAUAAUAAUAAUAAUAGUAAAAAGAAAAAAAAAAGAAGAACGAGAAAACCGGACAGGUGGGGGUAGUGGGUAGAGAAGGAGACGAGGAGAAAGAAGAGGAAGAGAAAUUGGAGGAGCAGAACAGAACGAAAGAGAACAGACGAGAGGACAGAGGGAUAUAUAGUAGUGGAAGAAACUGAAAACACAUGAUGCACGGUGGUGACUGUGGCCCAGGGGCACAGGGCUGAGGGCUUUUUGAGGGCCCAGAUACUGCCCGGCAGUGCACAAUCACUUUCGCGAAAUUCCGACUAAUUACCAUAAAAUAAUAAUUAAUAUUAAAUAUAAAAAAUAAUAGAAUUAUAAUAAAUUAUACAUUGACAUAUCCAUAUUCACAUGCAUGAUAUGUAUGUACAUAUGUGUAUGUUUAUGUAUACGUAUUUAUAUGAGAGUAUUAAAAUAAACGGUUUAUUUAAUGGAGAGAGUAUCUUUUGGUUUUUAAAUCACUCGGCGAUAACCACUGGUGCAACAUCAUUGGUGCUACGAUGGAACAGGGUAAAGUGACUACAUCGAGGUUAUUUACAACAUCCUGCAUUGAGAACAAGGACGAGUUGGAGGAGAAAUUUGAAAGAUGUUACACAGUGCUACAGACCCUGACGUCGGGUCUCACAGAGAAAGAAGUUCACGAUACCCUAACAAACGCAGUUUGCAAAGAAAAACCCCACGAGGAAGUGUCUCUGGGUCUGCUCGUGGUGAUCCUAACAGAUCCUCAAGAAGCAGCAAAAAGCUAUCGAGACCUAACUCUGAUAACACGUGACGGUCUGGGAAUAGUGGUAGCCCACUUGAAUCAAUUGGUACUCGAGCGUUAUCUUCGCCUACACGACACAGGUCGAGGUCAACUGCUGUGGCUUCUCCGGGAGAUGAUUCGAACAAGUAUAGCCGGAAUCGACAACUUGUGCCUGAGUCUGUUGAGACAUGCAGCUGGUGGUGAUACAUCAGUUCGCAAUCUCUACUUAGUCGAAGCCCUUCUGGAAAUAUUCCAAGAGUGUCGUGCAUGGCUCGACAAAUUUCCCUUCCUCGUUGCCUCAAUCGUCUACACCUAUCUCCGAUUAAUUGAGGACCACAGUGCCCCUCAGUUAAUAGUCCUCAGACAGAAGGAAAUAAUAUUCACAGUUUCUCUUCUUCGUGAACGAAUGGUCGACUGCCUUGUGAUAGGACGAGAUUUGGUUCGUUUGCUCCAAAAUGUUGCCAGAAUACCAGAGUUCGAGGUACUGUGGAGGGACCUCUUGACUAACCCCAAGACCAUCUGCCCUAGCUUCACGGGAAUCCUCCAACUCUUGGAAACACGAACAUCGAGAAGAUUUCUACAGUCAAGAUUGACUCCAGACAUGGAGCGAAAGCUUGUUUUUCUGACGAGUCAAGUGAGAUUUGGCAAUCACAAGAGGUACCAAGACUGGUUUCAACGUCAAUACUUGGCAACACCAGAGUCCCAAUCCCUCAGAUGUGAUUUAAUUCGGUUUAUUGUUGGUGUCAUACAUCCCACAAAUGAACUACUUUGCUCGGACAUUAUUCCCAGAUGGGCAGUUAUUGGAUGGUUACUGACUACAUGCACAUCAACUGUGGCCACCAGUAAUGCCAAACUCGCCCUAUUCUACGACUGGUUGUUCUUUGAUCCUGACAAAGACAACAUUAUGAACAUUGAACCUGCCAUUCUCGUCAUGCACAAUUCAAUGAGGUCACAUCCUGCUGUCACUGCCACUCUUUUAGACUUUCUCUGCCGGAUAAUACCAAACUUUCAUCCAACGCUGACGGAGAAGGUUAGAAACGGAAUAUUUUCGUCACUGAAACAAAUACUUGAGAAACGAGUUUUACCAAGUUUGUAUCCACUUUUUGACAGUCCUAAGCUGGAUCGAGAGCUGAGGGCUAAAAUCAGGGAGACAUUCAAGGAAUUUUGUCUACCACCCAAUGCUGAUCCUGCAGCAGGUAAUAAGGUUCACCUAUAUUCAGGUAAAAUCGAUGAGCUGAAGGAUUUCGGGCCAGGGCUGAUGCUGGACAACAGUGUGGGCAUAAACGAUAAUAAUCACCUGGAUCAAGAGCACGAGGCAGCCUUCAGUGACGACGAGGAAGAGAUAAUGCCCCGAAUAACAAAAGUCGAUUCUGAGGACGACGACGAGGAUAUGCCCCUAUCAAAAGUUAAAUUGAAAAAAGACCAGAAGAACUCCAAUUGCAUCAAGAAGGAAGAUGAAUUGACAUCAUUACUCAAUGUAAUAAUUGAGCCUGAGGAACUGAAGAGAGCCAUCGAGAACUUGUACACAGAAACAGACAAUGAGUCUAAAUGCCAGAUAAUGGAGACCAUUGUUCAGAUGAUCAUUGAGGAUGACGUUGGGGCUGAUAUGAUAGCACCACUUGCCAUGUGUCUUUCUACGAUUCUCGAGUCACAGAUAACUGCCUCAAUAUUUCCAGCUGAUAGUUCCAAUGAUGAAGCUCUAACCGACACCAUAAGUACCCCAGUCUUCGUCAUGUUUCGUAAUUUUUGUCAAUUAUGCCAGGAGGAGGACAACAGGAAAAAGUUUAUAGGCCAUGUGCUGGCGGAGUUGCAGAAGAUUCAACCAAGAAUUGGCUAUCUCUUACUUUAUUUCCUCAAGGUAUGGGGACGAGAGGAGGAGAAACGCGAGGGAUUAGCUAGCAAUGUCACCAGUGAAGUUAAAGCAUCUGUUUAUAAAGACUUUUGCGCCCAGAGAGAUAAGAAGUUGGAGACAUGUCUGUUGACGGAUCUUAAGUUGUGUCAUGAAGACAGUGUCUUCCUUCUCUGCUACCUGCUCCCAGACGUAUUCACAGGGUUUCAGGGAAUAGCCCUGGGUAAUGCCCAACUCCUACACUUGGUAGUAUCAACCGUGGACUCUUGUCAACUCCAGGAGCUCGUUUGUCAGAUAAUGCAGGGACAGCUGAAGAUGUUGGAGAAGGAUUCAUUCAUGAAUCUUCUCACUGCUAGUUUAAACUGGGAGACCUUUGAACAGUACUGCUUCUGGCAAUUGACAUUUGCCCACGACUUUCCGAUCAAAUAUGUACUGCCUGUGUUACCAAAAUUGCAGUUUAGGGAUCAUGCUGAGGCACUCACUGCUAUUCUAUUUAUGCUCAAACAAGAAAGACCGACAUUAGAACUACUGAGACAACUAUUCACUCGUCAAAACACCGACGGCGACAUGUUUGUCGUAGCAGCUCUUCGCUACUGGUGUCGCGAUUACGAAGACAAACUCGGUGAACUGUUGGCUAAUUUAUUGAGCUCGAGGUACCCAGCAACGAGUCCCAAUAAGCGAAAACGCGCUGGUGCCAAACAGAAUCAACAGGCAACAAGUCCACCAACUGGUGAACAAGUCCUAGGUCAUCUGGAUCAGUUGAGACAGCACUGUCGUGCCUCUGCUGAUCUCCAAUUGUAUCAGACCGAGAAUAUGCAGAAAGCACUGCAGCAGGCACAAGCUGCCAGUACUGAUUCCUUGAGAAAGAGCUAUGGAGAUUUGUUUGCACUUGCUGAGGUGAAUGAGGAGAACGAAUCACCACCAAUUUCUAGCUCGAGGAAACACACGUCCUCGACAACUGGAGGAAAGGGAUACAAACGUGCGGGGGCUAGUACGAGAGAGAGAUCUGCUAAUAAACGACCACCACCGAGGGACAGGGGAACUGAGAGCAGUGAACAAAGUAGUGAGGACGAAUUGAUUACAAAACCAAAGCAAGCGAAGAAGAGAAAAAAGAUGAAUCCCGUGGGUUCGGACAGUGACUGACCAUCCCCUUCACCGUCGAUAAUUAAAACCAUAAAUCGUUUGAUAUCUGGGCAUCACAAACAACUUAAACUACCCCUCAGUGCACGUAAUUAAUGAGUGCACGCAAACAAGAAAAAAAAAAACCCAAGCGUGUAAUUCUGAUGUGAAAGUGAAAUCAAUGAAGAGGAACUAAGACUUUCCUCUCUCUAUUUAGCAGAUAAAUACGAAGUUAAUUAUUUUCGUUAGUAAUGACUAGAUCAUAUUUUUAUUUCUUAAAACCGUCUUGUACAUUCUUUUCCUUUCCACAUGUACAAUUAUGUGAAAAAAAUGGAUUGAGUGAAUGUCAAGGGAUUCUAAUUGUUUAUUAACUUGAACAUUGUUGUAACGAGUAAUAAAUAUUUUUUUUGUGAAUAAUUUAUCCCACAUUAUCUCGAAUUUUAUUGAUAAAACGAUAAAGUUGUCGAUUCGUUGUUCUUUUUACUCAAGCCAAUUAUUAAUUUUUUUCAUUAAUAAAAAGUUUAUCUUAUCAGUAAAAUGUAAAUUACCUGUAAAAUCGGUCUUUUAGGUGAACUAAAUGCCUGUACUAUGUAUUUGUAGACUGUACAUAUUCAUGAAAAAUGAAAAAAAGGGAGAGAAUGUGAGACAAAAUAAUGAGUCGAGUGUUUUGAAUAAUCAUUAAUGCGCCUUACAAGGUUUUCCCUAUUAAAUCCACGAGCUAAAACCCACAAAAAUGUUAAUUAAUAAUUGUGAAAGCAAAAUUGUUGAUUAAUUAAUUACAGGAGACUAUUGAUAUCGUAAUUCCCUUGGCACUGAGUCGAUCAAAUUUUUUAUAUUUGUAAAUACAUAUCGACGCUCUAUAAUUAGAGGACUGAGUGUGUAAAUGUCGAGAUAAUUAAAUUGACCAUUGUAAAAAUGAGUGGAUGGAGUACAAAUUGAAUGAAUAUUUAAAUUUUUGUUUAAAUCCUGUACACAGUUGACGUGUAAAUACAUGAAUUUUAGGGUAACAAGUAGCUCGUGAAUUCAUAAACAUUAGAUGUUUUUAACGAACCUUGUAUACAUCAAUUACACGCACUAAAUAUGUAAAUACUUAGUGGUUACCAAAAAUAAAAAUAAUGAAAUUAAAAACAUAA